AUGAUGUCGAUUUCUCAAUAGUAAGAUGAGUAAGGCCCUUCAGACAUUAAAAAAAGUCUCAAUGUUCUAAUGCUCUAGUCAAAGGCCUAAUUAAGAAAUGCUGCUAAAAGCAUAGAUAAUUACAACAGUAUAUUAGAAAAAUAUACUCCAGAAGAUGAAAUCGAUUUAAUAGUGUUAGGGGAACUCGCUUUUACAGGUGGAAUUUUCUACUCUAAAGAAGAUCUUAUCAAUUAUAGCAUCACUUUUGGCUAUGGUGACCUGUUCAAAUGGUGCAAAGAGAUUUCAUAGAAGUUUGGAUGUUUUGUGAUAGCUGGCUAUGCGGAAUUUGAUAACUAUAAAUACUACAACUCAAUGCUUAUAGUAUCUGAUGAAGGAAUACCAUAUAAAAAUUAUAGAAAGUGUAAAUUAAACUAAACUUCAGAUAAAUUCUUUACUGCUGGAGCAGGCUAUGAUUUCGUAGAUAUUUAAUUCAAGAGAAUAAGCCAAUGGAUAAGGAUAGGUCUUGGAAUUGGAAAUGAUAUCUUGAACUAUGGAGUGUUUGACUAUGAAUCUAUGGAUUUUGCUGAAUUUUAGCAUUAUCACAAAGCUUAACUAAUAGUACUGAUAACAGCCUUCGAAGAACCAAGCUCUCUUUUUAACGAUGCUUCAAUAGCUUAAAUAUCAGCAACAACUUGGAUAAAUAGAUUAGUUCCAAUCAGGAAGUAAGCAGAAAAAGAAGAUAGAAAUAUAUAUUUUAUUGCUUGUAACAGAAUUGGAAAGGAAAACUAUUAGACAUUCACUGGAGGUUCAUGCAUUGUAAGAAUAGUUCCAAAGAUUUCAUUUAAGAUUCUGUAUCCUGGUAAAGUUGAGUACAGCUGUAUUUAGAAAAUAGAAAUAUGA
This is a messenger RNA of Stylonychia lemnae, 879 nucleotides long. The record is from the annotation of a GenBank genome assembly. NCBI's taxonomy places the organism in Eukaryota, Ciliophora, Spirotrichea, Sporadotrichida, Oxytrichidae.